AUGCAGAUCUCAGUCGCUUUACUCUCACACUACGCGCCGAGCCGGGCCGGAGUCUGGACAACUCACUUACACGCAAACUCCAUCACGCAUGAUGAUGUCAAGCCCGAUAACAUUAUGUGGGACCAGGUGACCCAGCACAGCGUCUUGAUCGACUUCGGCGCCGCGCUGAACCAUAAAUUGCCACCGGAAAACUGGUUCAACCCAUCAGGGACGCCACCCUACGCACCUCCUGAGUUUCUCCAGCGAACCAAGGGCAGUGCCGCCGAUGUCUGGGCCUUGGGUGUGACGAUGCUAUUUGCAUUCAAGUACGUCAAGCUGCCGGAUGGAGGAUGGAUCCUGCCGCACGUGUUUGACAAUGCACUGGUGCUAGAGGAGAUGAGAAGCUGGCUCAGUGAAGUUGAAGGAUGGAGGCAGGUGUUGACUGAAGGGGUCCAUGGCCUGCUGGCUGAUAUGCUGGAGCAGGACCCGAAUAAGAGGAUCCUUGCUGCAGAACUUGAGCUACAGCUCAAAGCCCGGAUGACUCAAUAA
Messenger RNA from Diaporthe citri, 528 nucleotides. RefSeq lists its product as uncharacterized. Gene Ontology annotation, biological process: protein phosphorylation; intracellular signal transduction. The transcript has 2 exons. Lineage: Eukaryota; Fungi; Ascomycota; Sordariomycetes; Diaporthales; Diaporthaceae. The record is from RefSeq and is a predicted model, not a curated record. The coding region runs from base 1 to 528 and encodes 175 amino acids. Gene Ontology annotation, molecular function: ATP binding; protein serine/threonine kinase activity.